Messenger RNA from Aspergillus tanneri, 1383 nucleotides. RefSeq names its product cAMP-dependent protein kinase catalytic subunit pkaC (gene pkaC). Gene Ontology annotation, biological process: peptidyl-serine phosphorylation. The transcript has 3 exons. Gene Ontology annotation, cellular component: nucleus; cAMP-dependent protein kinase complex. Bases 1 to 1383 code for a protein of 460 amino acids. Lineage: Eukaryota; Fungi; Ascomycota; Eurotiomycetes; Eurotiales; Aspergillaceae. Gene Ontology annotation, molecular function: cAMP-dependent protein kinase activity; ATP binding. The record is from RefSeq and is a predicted model, not a curated record.
AUGCCUAGCUUAGGAGGUCUCUUGAAAAAGAGGAGGACAAAAGAUUCCCAGACCCUCUCUAAAGAACUUGAAGCCGGUUCGUCACCCACUACGGACCAGACGCAGACGUCACCAAUCGCUGCCGACCACCACCAGUCCGUCACCACCAAUAUUGGGGCCUCGACAGCUCCCUACUCUGCGCAGUCUCACAACUCGGCUACCGAUCACCAUAACCACUCUUCAGAGACAAAUAAAGUCUCUGAAGGCCAAGUAGCCUCCAUGCAAUCCGCUGUGUCGCAAUCCUCGCCUGCCCAUUCCGUUCCCGGCAAUCAGCAGCCGUCACACCAGCCCAAUGCCGCGAGUAUCCAGAACAUAAUACAUUCUUCCCAUCAUGACACGUCGCACACGGGCUCCAGAGGCCAUACUAGCCCUCAGCAGACUUCCCGAGUUGAGACUCGCACCACCAAGGGAAAGUAUUCCCUGGAUGACUUUUCACUUCAGCGCACUCUAGGUACAGGUAGCUUCGGUCGCGUCCACUUGGUGCAAUCAAAACAUAACCAUCGAUUCUAUGCGAUCAAGGUCCUAAAAAAGGCGCAAGUGGUCAAGAUGAAACAAAUUGAGCAUACGAAUGAUGAACGACGCAUGCUUAACCGGGUCAGGCAUCCGUUCUUAGUAACGUUGUGGGGUACAUGGCAAGAUUCGCGAAAUCUCUACAUGGUAAUGGAUUUCGUUGAAGGGGGGGAGCUUUUCAGUUUACUACGCAAGUCGCAGCGGUUCCCUAACCCAGUUGCCAAGUUCUAUGCAGCUGAAGUCACCCUCGCCCUAGAAUACUUGCAUUUGCAGAAUAUUAUCUAUCGGGAUCUGAAACCGGAGAACCUGCUCUUGGACAGACAUGGGCACCUAAAGAUCACCGAUUUUGGCUUUGCAAAGGAGGUUCCAGACAUCACAUGGACACUUUGUGGAACGCCGGAUUAUCUCGCUCCAGAGGUUGUUUCCUCCAAGGGCUAUAACAAAUCCGUGGACUGGUGGUCACUUGGGAUCUUGAUUUUUGAAAUGCUUUGUGGGUUCACACCGUUUUGGGAUAGUGGCUCACCUGUUAAAAUCUACGAAAACAUUCUUAAGGGUAGAAUAAAGUACCCUCCUUAUCUUCAUCCCGAUGCUGUUGAUCUACUUUCGCAACUCAUCACGGCAGAUCUCACCAAGCGACUGGGAAACCUGCAUGGUGGUUCCCAGGAUGUCAAGAAUCAUCCGUGGUUCGCCGAGGUCACCUGGGAUCGUCUUGCAAGAAAAGACAUUGAUGCGCCCUAUGUACCUCCUAUUCGAGGAGGACAAGGCGAUGCCAGCCAGUAUGAUCGCUAUCCGGAAGAGACGGAAGCAUACGGUCAGGAAGGUGAAGACAUGUAA